UCACACCUUAAAUUAGACUGUUUUGGUAUUGCCUUCGUGAAAAUGUCCACCUACUACUUUGUUAUUGUGGGUCAUAACGAUAAUCCCAUCUACGAGAAGGAAUUUAGCACGGUGAACAAGGAACUAAGGAAAGAGGACCACAGGCACCUGAGCCAGUUUAUUGCCCAUGCCGCCCUGGAUUUGGUGGACGAGCACAAAUGGAAAACGGCUAAUAUGCAACUUAAAUCCAUUGAUAGGUUCAACCAAUGGUUCGUUUCCGCCUUUAUAACCGCCAGCCAAAUAAGAUUUAUCAUCGUUCAUGACAACAAAAACGACGAAGGCAUCAAAAACUUCUUUAACGAAAUGUAUGACACGUACAUUAAGCACUCCAUGAAUGCUUUUUAUCGGAUCAACACACCCAUCAAAUCCCCCAUGUUUGAGAAGAAGUCGGAGAUCUUUGGCCGAAAGUAUCUGUUAUCCUAAGUUUGUUAAGAUCUUUACAUAUUAAGUAACGUUGUAAUAUAAUCUUGAUGUAUUUAACCCAGAAAA
Molecule: messenger RNA, 528 nt
Organism: Drosophila elegans
Lineage: Eukaryota; Metazoa; Arthropoda; Insecta; Diptera; Drosophilidae
Gene: Trs20
Product: probable trafficking protein particle complex subunit 2
Exons: 2
Coding region: 43-462 (139 amino acids)
Biological process (GO): endoplasmic reticulum to Golgi vesicle-mediated transport
Cellular component (GO): TRAPP complex; cytoplasm; nucleus
Source: RefSeq, a predicted model, not a curated record